Molecule: messenger RNA, 294 nt
Organism: Loa loa (African eye worm)
Lineage: Eukaryota; Metazoa; Nematoda; Chromadorea; Rhabditida; Onchocercidae
Exons: 2
Coding region: 1-294 (97 amino acids)
Source: RefSeq, a predicted model, not a curated record
AUGUGUUGUUGUAUAUUUCAGCUGGUUAGUGUAACUUCCCCCUAUGUCGCAACUACCCAAUUACUGCCAACUGUGCCUGCAUUGAACCCUUAUACAGUAUUUGGUCAUGGUUUGAUGACACCUGUACCGGUAAAAACUGAUAUAAGAAUAACCGAACAACAUCAUCAACAAGCGAUAAAUACUGCAACACAAUGGGCAACAGUUGCGGGUUAUGAUGAAAAGCAAGUUGACUUUGCUCAAACACUGAUGAAUUCGCAAUAUGCUGCUGCUGCUGUAAGCUAUGGAGGAAAGUAA